CGCUAUUGGAUUUCCGUGAUGGAGCCUCGGCGAGAUAGUACUAGAGGCCUGUUAACUGCGCUUACACCGCAUUCGUUUGUUUGCUUCCAGUGCAUAAUACUUGUACGAUAGUACUUCAUACAAGUUCUUGUUUAUUGAGAUUCAUCGGGACAUAUUCGCUUUUCCUUUAUUUUUUAUGUUUUGGAUUUGUGUUUGUUUGUGUGUGUUUUCUGGCCAAUGGAAUACAAAAUUAGAGACUUAUUUAGAGAUUUGAGUUCCUCUACUGAAUGCCCCAUUGUUGUCUUCUCGCUGAUAUUGUCAGGAUGAGUCGAGAGGGAGGAUGACAGCGGACAUCAGUUAUGAACCGGGACGAGGGGGCCUUCCUUUCUGGGAUUUACAACCCACUUUUCGCCGGAUUACGGAAAUUCGGCGGGAAGUCCCGAGUGUCAGAGCUGCGAGUGAGCGAUAGUCAGGCCAGUUACUCUGAUGAUGUCCACAGUGUUGGACGAAAAUUUCAGCUUUAAAAAGUCUCCACGUAGAGUAUGACGGGCGGCGGCAUGGAUGCGGGGAGCUGCCCGCGUUGUCAGAAAUGUGAGCGGUGGCGGGCGGCCCCAGACCACUUCCGGGAACCCAUGUUGCUGUGGGACAGCUUCCCCUGCCCACCCCCGGGCACAGACAAAACAAAGCUACUGCUCGAGUUGGAUUGGACGGGCCGUCUGGGACCAACGAACGGCUGUCUCGCCUUGCGCCGCGUAGCAAAGCGAUGCAAACUGGAAUUAACUAAUUUAAGUUUGCCUGAUUCUCUACGAUACUGUGAUAAGUUUUAUUCAAUGUUCGGAAUAUGUGGGACCCAGUGUGUGAUAGCCAUCAUUCUUGCCUGCAUCUGCCUGAUGUUCGUCUUCAUCCUCGUCAUCGUCUGCUGUAGAUACGUGCGACGGACGGACAAGCCGGCAGUUUCCGGCGCUUGCACGAAGGUUGUUAGCGGGGACGAGGCUUCGCUGCAGUCUCAGAUGUCCCGCUACUACAUUCAGAGCCAGUACUGUUACCGGGCCGGCAACCUGCCCGACCGCAGGGGACUUCCGUUCGAGGUGAGGUCUACAGAGAACGGAGUUGAGGCCAGACUUAUUAAGGCAAUUCAGCAGACGCCGGGACAAGCCGGAUACCAGUUUGACGACAUGUGCGCGCAGUGCAAGACCGCCAUUUCGCGCAACAGCACACUAAGCAGCGGCCGGAGCCGCCAGGGGUAUGAGCGGAUACACUGGCGGGAGCGGGAGACCCUCGAGCGACGCGCGCCAUCUCAUGACUCCCUUGUCCACCGGCGACAAUCUGACAGAAAUAGAUCCAUAGCCGGAAGUAGCUCGGACAUGUCACACUAUUAUGAAUAUAUCAGUGACACGCCAUACGAUAUUGGAACGUACAGUGGCAGGCGAUCGAACCAUUCCACCGUGUAUUUCCCGAGAAAUACGUCAGCCAGCUUUAAGGACGCUCCCUCGCAUUAUAACGAUUCACGGUGCUCUGAGGAGGACCGGGCUUUAAUGUUGUCACGUCUCAUUAGCAAAGAAAUAGUUCCAUUUAAAGGCGGGCCUGGCUAUAGAGACUUUUAUAAAGAUGAUAAAAAUCCAUACGGCGGCUCGCUGAAAGAGGAAUGUUAUUGUUCAGACAGUGGCAUUGUGACGGACAAGGAUCGCAGAUACACCGUGCAAAGAGAGCGUCAAAAUAGUAAAUGCUCAAUUGUGGAAAACUUUCAAGGCGAGUGUAUACCACGUGACCAAAUAAAGGGCUAUAAAUACACGUUCAAUCCGAACUUUGAUGAAGAAACAACAACAACAACCAGCAGAAAUGAGCUCGGUGACGUGAGUUCUAGUCCGUGCACCCCAAGUGACUGUCUGGACUUUGCAGAGCCCCAUACAACACGUGACAAAUGUGAUAAUAGCUCUAGUCCUAGUAGCAUUAGAUUAAAGGUCAAAGGGUCAAGGACGCCUAGUUUAAGGUCUAAUAGAAACUCAGAUAGUACUUCUCUGAGUGACAAUAAUGCUUCCUUAACUAAUUUACAUACUGUUCCGCGAACAAAUGGCACAUUCUAUAAAUCAAACAGACCUAAAUGAUCAUUGUUAUUGUGAGCUUUCAUUAUUUGUAAUUAUUUAUAAAUUAAAAUUUAAGCAUUCCUUA
Messenger RNA from Mya arenaria, 2148 nucleotides. RefSeq lists its product as uncharacterized. The record is from RefSeq and is a predicted model, not a curated record. Bases 522 to 2084 code for a protein of 520 amino acids. NCBI's taxonomy places the organism in Eukaryota, Metazoa, Mollusca, Bivalvia, Myida, Myidae. The transcript is spliced from 6 exons.